Molecule: messenger RNA, 2149 nt
Organism: Haliotis rubra (blacklip abalone)
Lineage: Eukaryota; Metazoa; Mollusca; Gastropoda; Lepetellida; Haliotidae
Exons: 5
Coding region: 132-584 (150 amino acids)
Source: RefSeq, a predicted model, not a curated record
ACCCUCUGCACAAUGGCGGGGACCGAAUCGCCUUGCUGACAUAUAGUACCGUGUCGGACUCGGGUAGUUUCGGGUAGACAUGCUCUCUACAUUGGAUGUACAUAGACAACACGUAGUUACAAGCACACAACAUGACGAGCACAGCAAAUCCGGCGUACAUUCAGGCCGUCUCCGUCGGCUUCCGGCGAAGUCAGUCAAGUCUGUCCACCCGCUCGGACAUCCGGAUUAGGUCGGCUCUCAGCAUUGCUGGUUAUGAGCUGUGCGGAGACAACCUCAAGAGACGACAGGAAGUGAUGUCACGUGUCUCGAGCGAUGACUGUAUCCAUUCCCGGAGGGACAAGGCGCAGAUGAUGGAAGAGUUGAUCUUCCUUUAUGGUCUUCACGCAUAUAACAAUUUUAAUUUCCCAAGCCACUCAUCAAUACAGUUACGCCGUGCACGAUCCAAAAUAGGAAACGCAUGGGCGUGCGAGAACGAGGCUUUCAGACAAAUGUACAAUUCAUCAUCACGGUUACCCAGACGCCGGGCUCCUCUUCAUCGGACCAACUUUCCAUGUGUCCAAGUCGGGUGUCAUUUCCCGAAGUGACGUCAGACCAGUGACGUCAUACUGAUGUGAUAACAUCUAUAUCAACACGGUAAAGGAAGAAUAAGUGUCACGAGAAAUGAUGAGACCCUUCUAGCAUCGCACUAGUGUUUGCGUCGGCGGCGCUGCGGGUUGUAGGUGUUAUUGCAACGGUGCUGUUGCAUGGGGGAGUGUCUGACUCUCGGAGUGUCUGCAGUGAUACACGAUUCCAAGUUUGAGGGAUCAGUAAAGGGCAGCUUUUUGUGAUAACGUUAAUGAAGAAAACACUGAGACAAACGUCAAUUCGACACAUCCGAUUCGAUUUCUAUAGAGGCAAAAAUCAUGACUAUUAAACGAAUUAUUUUGAACAUUGCAUCAACUUUGAGAUCGUAGCUGGAUUAACCGAAGUGCAGCGAUGUGUUGUUCGAGUGAGUGAUUAUGAUUUAACGCCGCGUUCAGCAAUAUUACAGCAAUAUCACGGCGGGGGGACAACAGAAAUGGGCUUCACACAUCAGGAGAAUCGAACCUGGGUUUUCGGCGUUAGGAGCGAACACUUUAACCACUAGGCUACCCCAUUACUGGUGUUUCACAGUAUGUAAAUGCAACACACCUAGCCAUCAUAGCAUCCCAGGACGAUUAAGAGUGAGCUGAGUUGGGAUGGGUUGGGGUUAUUGCCAGUUUUAACAGUAUUUCAGUUCAAUCUCUGCCCGUUACCUUGAUGAGUUGAUUAAGUGACUUAUCGCCGCUCUGAACGGUAUCCUGGUUAUAUCACGGUGGGUGGGCUUAACGUGGGAAGAAAACCCGAAGUAAUGCAGGAAUAUGAACUUUGUGAAAACCCUCAAGCAGAGGUAUUGAAUGCGAACCAACUAUCAUAGGAUUCUGGCGUGUCGAAGGGAGGCAACUCUGUACAGCGAAUUACCACGCUUGGACAACAGCAUUGCAACCCGACGUUAUGCAGGUGUGACACUCUGACGACGUUUACCAUACCCCAAAACAGGAAAGAAUUGAGUCUCCCAAACAGGGAAGCCGAGUUGUGGUCUGUUCUCUCUCAGCAACUAGGCAGCGUCCAGUGUGUAAAAGAAGGGUGUCAUGACAUUUAUACAGACUACGUUUCCAAAUAUAUCUGCCCUUAGUUCUCUUCAUCAGACUCCGGAACCAGGAAGGGAAUUUGGCACUGACUCAUACAGCAAGAUCUCCAACGCCCAUCGCCCCUUGUAUCGCAUGUUACCAGAAGUACACGUUUCAGUAUUCGUAUUAAGUUAAGAUCAGAUAAGGGAAUUUUGUGUACAUCAGAGUUAAGAACAUUAGAAAACAACAUUUAAGAUAUGAGCAGCAACAAUGACAUUGAAUGCAUAGUGAAAUAACAGUAUUUAGGAGAGAAACGUCUAACAAUAAAUAUACUAAGAGAAUAAUGUUUAAGACUUGUUUAAAAAGGAUAUGCUAACUGGUAUAAGAUAGUGUUUACUUCUCUUUGACUUUACAUUUGGUAAAAGAUACCUACGGCCAGAUGGUAAAAGUGUAUAACAAGUGUUUAAAACAUUUGUUGGGUCUUGUAAAAUUCUGACAGAAAGAUUUAAAACUGAUGACAU